CCUUGCUGCAGGUCGUAGAUUGAUAUUCUCUCUCGUCUGCUACCGCAACAAUGGUGAAUAAAGUUACGAGGAAGAAGCAUUACAGGCCUCCGGGGCAGAAGAAGGAGGGUAAUGCAGCGAGAUAUGUGACCAGGUCGCAGGCUGUGAAGCAGUUGCAAGUUAGUUUGCCAGUUUUUAGGAAGCUAUGCAUUUUCAAGGGAAUUUUUCCUCGAGAGCCGAAGAAGAAAUUUAAAGGAAAUCACCACACUUACUACCACGUGAAGGACGUUGCUUUUCUUCAUCACGAACCACUCGUGGAGAAAUUCAGAGAGAUCAGGGCAUAUGAAAAGAAGAUAGAUAAAGCUGAUGCAAAAAAGAAUAAGGAGCGUGCAAACUUUCUAAAAGUUCAUAGGCCUACAUAUGUAUUAGACAGAAUAAUAAGGGAGAGGUACCCAAAAUUCAUCGAUGCGCUUAGAGAAUUGGACGACUGCCUCUCAAUGGUGCACCUUUUGGCAGCAUUACCGGCACAAGAGAGUGUAAAGGUUGAGGCAAAGCGCAUUCACAAGUGUCGGAGGUUGAGUCAUGAAUGGCAAGCAUUUAUUUCUCGAACUCAUAAAUUACGAAAAGUCUUUAUAUCCGUGAAAGGCAUUUACUAUCAGGCUGAGGUAGAAGGCCAAAAGAUUACAUGGCUCGCCCCUCAUUCGUUGCGUCAGGCAUUGACGGAUGAAGACUUAACUGUUAUUCUUAACUUCAUGGAAUUUUAUGAGACUUUUCUAGGCUUUGUGAACUUUCACUUAUAUCACUCGAUUAAUUUGAAGUAUCCACCGAUACUGGACCCUAAAUUGGAGGCUUUGGCAGCAGAUCUUUAUGCUUUGUCAAGAUACUUCGAUGCCAACUCUAGAACUUCUCUAUUGGGUCCUCAGACUUCUGGUUCUUUUGGAUCUGGAGAAAUAGAUGCUGAACAAAAGUCUGAACUUAGACUUGCGCAGCUUCAACUUCAACUUCCCUUAGACGAGCCAACUGCAUUGAUGCAUCUUGUUGAAGAUGCAGCUUGUAAGGAUGAGGAUGAGGAUACUAGGGAGUGUAAGAAACUUUUUAAGAACAUGAAGUUCUUUUUAAGCCGUGAGGUUCCUAGAGAAUCACUGCUUUUCGUUAUCCCUGCUUUUGGUGGCAUGGUUUCUUGGGAAGGAGAUGGAGCACCAUUUAAGGAAUCCGACGAAACCAUUACUCAUCAGAUUGUUGACAGGCCAACGCAGCCUCACAAGUUCCUCUCUAGAGACUAUGUUCAGCCCCAAUGGGUCUUUGAUUGUGUGAAUACACGAAUCAUCUUGCCAACUGAUGUUUAUUCGGUGGGAAGGGUUCCUCCUCCGCAUCUUUCACCUUUUGUUGACAAUGAGGCAGAAGGAUACGUUCCUGAUUAUGCCAAGACCCUUAACCAGUUGAGGGCUGCUGCAAAAAGCGAAGUCUUGCCAUUGCCGGGACUAGGCAAAGAAAAUUUGGAUGAUCCUCAGAAUUUGUUGGCUGAAGGUGUCACUGAUCGAGCUGAGGCUAUCAUAGCUGUUGAGAAGAGACAAAAGAUGAUGGCUCUUGAGAAACAGUAUCACGAUGAGUUAAAAUUGGAGAUUGAAGGACGACAAUAUCAUUCAGCUAUUUCAAAAGUUGAUAAGCAGUCGUCUGGUGAGGAGAGUGAGGGUGGCGAGGAUUCCAACCUCCCUGAUUAUCAACAAAUUGCAGAAGAUAAUUCUAACCUGUCACUGGUUCUUAUGUCAAGAAACAUUAGAGGCAUUUAUAAGGCUACGCAGCUUGGUACAAGAAGGAACCAGGAUCGUAUUAAACUUCUCGAGGAAAGAAAGAGUAAGUUAGGAGAAUCUCACCAAUCGCAGUAAGUCAAAUACAACCGCAAUUUUGUUCUCAAUCAUUUGCAGUAUUAUUUUUGGAUGUGCUAGUUGAGUUAGUGUGCAGUUGAGUGUAACUCUUUUAUCAUCAUUUGUGUUAGAUUCGGUUGAAAUUAUUAGUUUUGACGAACUAUGUCUGAAUUUUGUUAUCUGCCACC
Messenger RNA from Cucurbita pepo subsp. pepo (vegetable marrow), 2032 nucleotides. Its product is annotated as pescadillo homolog. Gene Ontology annotation, biological process: ribosome biogenesis; maturation of LSU-rRNA from tricistronic rRNA transcript (SSU-rRNA, 5.8S rRNA, LSU-rRNA). Gene Ontology annotation, molecular function: RNA binding. NCBI's taxonomy places the organism in Eukaryota, Viridiplantae, Streptophyta, Magnoliopsida, Cucurbitales, Cucurbitaceae. The record is from RefSeq and is a predicted model, not a curated record. Gene Ontology annotation, cellular component: nucleolus; PeBoW complex.